Messenger RNA from Candidula unifasciata, 272 nucleotides. The record is from the annotation of a GenBank genome assembly. Lineage: Eukaryota; Metazoa; Mollusca; Gastropoda; Stylommatophora; Geomitridae.
GGAUAGUUGACUUUCAAAAAAUUGUUGGCACCUUUAUGGGAAUGGUCGAUUCUGUGGCUAAAGAGGUUGAAGGUGAGAAGAUGAAGGCAAUUGGAGCUCGUAAUCUGCUGAAAUCCAUCAGCAAACAAAGAGAGUCUCAACAACAGCAGCUCCAGGCUUUGAUCACGGAGAAGAGGAUGCAGCAGGAAAGGUUAAGGAUACAGUAUGAUGCUCUUGUCAAGGAAGAAGCCGGCCAGAACGAGUUUCUGGAGCAGCUGAUAUUACAGAAGUGA